This is a messenger RNA of Thalassophryne amazonica, 3879 nucleotides long. It is a transcript of the gene kcnn3, whose product is annotated as potassium intermediate/small conductance calcium-activated channel, subfamily N, member 3. Lineage: Eukaryota; Metazoa; Chordata; Actinopteri; Batrachoidiformes; Batrachoididae. The transcript has 10 exons. The record is from RefSeq and is a predicted model, not a curated record. Gene Ontology annotation, molecular function: calmodulin binding; small conductance calcium-activated potassium channel activity. The coding region runs from base 442 to 2961 and encodes 839 amino acids. Gene Ontology annotation, cellular component: neuron projection; neuronal cell body; plasma membrane. Gene Ontology annotation, biological process: potassium ion transmembrane transport.
AGACAGGACUGAGAGUGGAAGUCGGCGGAGUCACAUAUGAAAUCACAGACUUUAACUGAGGACCGGGUUGCGUCCUCAGGAUGCGCAUCGCUCCUCCGAGCUGCAGCCACAGGUUGACCCACGCGAUGCUGCUUCUCUGCGGGGACCGUUCGGCUCCAUCUCGUCUUCUGAUCGGAUCCGCACGGACACCGGCGAUGGAUGAGUGAUUGAAAACAAUCCGAACUGAUCGCAUCGGGGCGAGGACGAGGAAGAGGUGGAAACACCUGCGCGGAGCGACGCGUAAAGACGUGCAGGAGAAGCUGGAAAGGACGCGAGCGAUGACGGGCUGUCCGUGACAAGAUGAAAAAGAAAAAGUGCGGUGGUGUGUUUUCAUCCAGCUAGUGAUUCAACGCAAUUAACCUGGGGGACAGGGAGGCAGAGAGAAGAGACAGGUGUGUCACCAUGGAGCCUCCCCCCUCUCUGAGCUUGGCUCUGCUAGGAGGGAGCGAGGAUGAGGACCAGCGCUUCCUUCUGCCCCUAAGCAACAUAUCCCAUCCAUCCACCACAAGCAACCAGCCAGGAUCCAACCAUUCCAACCACAUGGGAGGGUCGAGCCUCGACCGUCUGAAUGGCAGCACUUCGUCCCCGUCUCCUGCCACACCCAACGUGCCACCGGCGCCACUCCCCAAGUUGCCGCUGUCUUCCUCUGGAACACAACCUCUGCCCCCUCCCAUCCCCAAUGCUUUGCACCCCACCAGCACCCCGCUGUCAUCCUGCCUGGGCUCACAGCACAGCUUGAGUGGAGACAACUCACCCAUCUACAACGCCUUGUUUUACUCCUCUUAUUCGCCAUCCAUGGAGCAGCGGGAGAGGGACAGAGAGCGCGACAGGGAUCGACACAGAGAGACAGGCUGUAAACACAGACAGGCUAGUCCCCUGGUUCACCGUAGGGACAGUAAUCCCUUUACGGAGAUCGCCAUGAGUUCCUGUAAGUACACAGGAGGGGUCAUGAAGCCGCUGAGCCGCCUCAGUGCUUCACGUAGAAACCUCAUCGAAUCUGACAGCAGCAGUGAAACCAAAGAAGGUGGUGUUUCAGCUGUUGCUGGGGCAACUGCUGUUGGGGGGCGCGACCGAGAACGGGAAGUCCCUCCUACCUCCUCGGUGGGCCAGUCGUCCAUCAAUCAGCCCCCAAUCCAGGGCCCUCCAGAGAUUGUGAUUUCAUCCAAAGAAGACUCGCCAUACCCUAGAGGCUAUGACAUCACUGACUCCACAUGCAACCAGAUGUCCAUCUACCACCAGAACCACUCACUGGUGGAAAGCAGGCGGACCUUGAGCAGGUCAGGAGGCGUGGGAGGUGGAGGUGGUGGCAGCAGCAGGCAAGGAGGCGGAGGGGGAGUCAGCACUGGGACCGGGGGCAGCAGCUCGAAAGCUCCUAAACGGAAGAACCAAAACAUUGGCUAUAAAUUGGGCCAUCGUAGGGCGCUGUUCGAGAAGAGGAAGAGGCUGAGUGACUAUGCCCUCAUCUUCGGGAUGUUCGGCAUUGUCGUCAUGGUGAUUGAGACCGAGCUGUCCUGGGGCGUGUACACAAAGAGCUCCAUGUAUUCUCUGGCCCUGAAGUGUCUGAUCAGCCUGUCUACCGUCAUACUGCUCGGACUCAUCAUAGCCUAUCAUGCACGAGAAGUACAGCUCUUCGUCAUCGACAAUGGAGCGGAUGACUGGCGCAUUGCCAUGACGAUGGAGAGGGUUCUCCUGAUCGCUCUGGAGCUGCUCGUGUCGGCGGUGCAUCCGGUGCCAGGAGACUUUAAAUUCCAAUGGAGGGCACGCCUGGCCUUUUCAUACGCCCCGUCACAGGCUGAGGCUGACCUGGACAUGGUGUUGAGUGUGCCCAUGUUCCUGCGCCUCUACCUCAUCGCCAGAGUCAUGCUCCUGCACAGCAAACUCUUCACAGAUGCCUCCUCCAGGAGUAUAGGUGCCCUAAAUAAGGUGCACUUUAACACGCGGUUUGUAAUGAAAACCCUCAUGACUAUCUGCCCCGGGACGGUGCUGCUGGUCUUCAGCAUCUCUCUGUGGAUCAUUGCUGCCUGGACCGUACGUGUGUGUGAGAGGUAUCAUGAUGCACAGGAUGUGACCAGUAACUUCCUGGGGGCCAUGUGGCUUAUCUCCAUCACUUUUUUGUCCAUCGGCUAUGGCGACAUGGUUCCUCACACUUACUGUGGCAAAGGAGUCUGUCUGCUCACUGGAAUCAUGGGCGCUGGCUGUACGGCUCUGGUGGUUGCCGUGGUAGCGAGGAAGCUGGAGCUGACCAAGGCUGAGAAACACGUGCACAACUUCAUGAUGGACACACAACUCACCAAGAGGAUAAAGAAUGCAGCUGCUAACGUGCUAAGGGAGACCUGGCUCAUCUACAAACACACCAAGCUGAUGAAGAAGAUCGACCAUUCCAGAGUCCGCAAGCACCAGAGAAAGUUCCUGCAGGCGAUACAUCAAUUACGCAGUGUGAAAAUGGAACAGAGGAAACUCAGUGAUCAGGCCAACACACUAGUGGACCUCUCAAAGAUGCAGAGCGUCAUGUACGAGCUCAUGUCGGAACUUAACGAUCGCAGCGAGGAUUUGGAGCGUCAGAUGUUGUCGCUGGAGCAGCGGGUGGAGCAGCUCACUGCCGGCUUCAGUGCGCUGCCUGCGCACCUUUCUGCGACCCUCAGCGCGCAGCAUGCCGCCCUGGUCCACCUGCUCCGAGAGAGGGAUGUAAGGGACUGUAGAGGAGGAGGAGUAGGAGGAGGAGGAGGAGGUGCUGUGGUUCCACUGUCUCCAACAGCCUCUGGAACCACUGCUCCUUCUUCAGUGUCUCCAGUCACAGUUCAAACCCAAGCUCAGCUCCCUACUUUGGCCUUGGGCUCCCCUCUGUCUACUCAACCCCUGAACCCAGAGGGGAGCCUGCAGCAAGCCGCUCCCAACCCCAGUACCUGCACCUCCAGCUGCUGAAGCCAGCAGAGACCAGGGUGGACAAACAUGGAGGGGAGGAGAGCGGAGGGGGCUGUGCUAUACGUAGUACAUGGAGAUCUCUCACUGGAGCGAGAUGAGGGAGGAGGACAGAAAUGGGAGGUGAUCCUCUGAAACUAAUGCUCCAUGGGAGAAGAACAAAGAAGGGAAGAUGAGGAGAAAUAAUAGGAUUAAGAUGAAGGGCUCAUGUGAAUAAUGAGACAUGUGAGGGUCUUUGGGGCGCUUUCCUUGAGGAAGGAAAGACAAGAAAAAUGGUGAAAAACUGGAGACUCUUAAAGGUGUGAGUGGGAGGAAAGUUGUCGACGGGGUGAGAAAUGGAAGUCGAGAGAAUGAGGGCGGAGGAAGAGAGAGGGGAGGAGAAUUAGCGAGGAAUAAUUAUAUUAACUCAAAUCUCCAAUAACAAAAAAGGCCUUUUAUAUUCUGUCUCUCGCUCUCUUCCCUCCUCUCUCUCUCACUCUCUUUGCUCCCCACUCCCAAACUCUCUCUCCUCAUCAGGAAUUAAUGACCAUGACUUUUUAUCUUUAUGAUGUAUUUUCUAACUGAAUGCUAAUUGUGUGUUAACGAGCAUCCCUUUAAAAUAAGGUUCGAUCAAUACGACCGUGAUUUUAAAAAAGUGGCAUGCACCACACAUGCACACACACACACACCUUGUAUUAACUCUUCAUGCAGCACAAACAUAAAUUCACUUUCACAAAGUAGACCCUAUUAAUGAAAAACAAUGCACUUUCCCAUUAGAUGAGACUAUAGCCUAUACUGCCAAGUACUCAAUGCACUGUCCAUUUCAACAAAGCACUGCCAAGCAAUUUAGAAAGUUAUAUCACUCGGGUGUGAGCUAAAGUAGUGCUUCACAGUUGUGGCACUUUGAAAAACAGAGUUCAGAUCAUUGGAAAAUUUGCCAAA